AGGUGGCAACCAUGCAGGUUAAAUGGACACGGCUAACGACGCCUGAGAAAAGACGUGAAAUUCCACUUUAGCAGGGAACAGCCGGCGAGCCGGCGAAAAGAGAUGUUGAAAUGUUGUUUCUUUGCCUUUGUUUCCAACCGCCUCCAUUCACUGAUUCGCCUUAUUAAGGACCACCAUGGGACCGACUGUUGGACAUUAUUCAAUGCUGUGCUGAUCAUACUGCUAUUUUUUACGUGACUGUAGCCCGAUUUUGCAGCAGUCCGCCAUGAGGAAGCAAAAAGGUGGCGAUAAAUUAGCUGCUGGAUCGACCCAGCAAAAUGUCAAACGAUCUCGAAAGACCUCCCCAAGGGAAAAGUCCACAGCCACCCAUAGCAGUCGAAGCUCGAUCUACAGAGGGGUCACUAAGCACAGAUGGACUGGUCGAUAUGAGGCACAUCUGUGGGACAAAACGUGCUGGAAUGAGUCCAGGAACAAGAAAGGCCGGCAAGUUUAUCUGGGAGCAUAUGAGGAUGAAGAGACUGCAGCACAUGCGUAUGAUCUGGCUGCUCUCAAGUACUGGGGUUCGGAAACAACAUUAAACUUUCCUUCGACCACAUAUACCAAAGAACUGGAGGAAAUGCAAAACAUCUCGAGAGAAGAGUAUCUUGCUUCUCUCAGAAGGAGGAGCAGUGGUUUUUCAAGAGGAGUCUCAAAAUACCGUGGUGUUGCCAGACACCAUCAGAAUGGGCGUUGGGAGGCUAGAAUUGGCAGGGUAUUUGGUAACAAAUACCUUUACCUAGGAACAUACAGUACAGAGGAGGAAGCAGCUGCUGCAUAUGACAUGGCUGCAAUAGAAUACAGAGGACUAAACGCCGUUACAAACUUCGAUCUGAGCCAUUACAUCACAUAUCUUCGUCCAGGCCAGAACUUCAUUAUACCCAACACAUCAUCACCUUCACCAACGGAGAAUCAAAAUGAUAAUGGCAACAUCAAUGAUAGCCUGCAAGCAAUUCCUGAAGCAAUAAGUUCAUCUCCAUCUGCUUCUACAGCUGUGGAGCUCCUGUUUCAAUCGAACAAGUUCAAAGAAAUGCUGGAGAGGACUUCUGGAAUAGGAUUCCAACGGGAUCAGCCAGAGACAUCUGAAGGGAAGCAGGAAUCCAGCUACUCAGAUGAAUUUGAUUUUCUGUUUGAGGCCUCGGACAUACUGAAUGUCCAAUCUGAUCAAGAAAUGGGCAGUUUUGGUGAGAUGACAGGAAAUAGUAUGGACAUAUUUCAUGGUAUUCAAGCAGAUAUGCAAAUUCAAAUCCCAGUUAAUUUACAGAUGUGUAGCAGUGAGCUUGAAUUGGAUAAUCAAGAUGUGCAGGACUGCCCUACAAUAAUCAGCACUUACUUUUGAUCACAGUAUCAUGUAUUGAAAUUCCAUCUUAACUUGAGAAGAGUAAAUAGAAGCGGAUGAUUUGUCUUUACGUUUCCGUCUAAUUUAAUAAUCAAAGCUAUGGAGAGUCUUGGUCUCCAAGCAGGGAAACGUUAUAAUGGAACAAGGAGGCCAGCUCGUUCUGAAAAGUAAAAUGAUUCCAUCUUUUUAUGUUUA
Molecule: messenger RNA, 1570 nt
Organism: Cryptomeria japonica (Japanese cedar)
Lineage: Eukaryota; Viridiplantae; Streptophyta; Pinopsida; Cupressales; Cupressaceae
Product: ethylene-responsive transcription factor WRI1
Exons: 8
Coding region: 266-1375 (369 amino acids)
Biological process (GO): regulation of DNA-templated transcription
Molecular function (GO): DNA binding; DNA-binding transcription factor activity
Source: RefSeq, a predicted model, not a curated record